Molecule: messenger RNA, 499 nt
Organism: Gallus gallus (chicken)
Lineage: Eukaryota; Metazoa; Chordata; Aves; Galliformes; Phasianidae
Product: collagen alpha-1(I) chain-like
Exons: 3
Coding region: 1-369 (122 amino acids)
Source: RefSeq, a predicted model, not a curated record
AUGGGCUCCAUCCCACGCAGCCCUUCGGGGCCGGCCGGGCAGGCGGGACGGGGAGGCGGCGACGGGCGGUGCGCGCUGCCCCGGGCGGGCCGGGGGGCUCCGGGGGACCACGGAGCGGGCUCGGCGACGGGGGGCGGGCCUUACCGGAGCGCCCGGCGCGGCUCUGCUCUGCUCGGCGCCCGCCCCUGCUCCGCGCCCGGCUCCGCGCCGCUCCGCCCCCGCCUCCGCGAGGAGCGCGGGCAGCCCGCCUGCUCCGCGGCCGCGCUGCAGUCCCGCUCCGGCAUGCCCCUCGCCGGAGGAGCACCGGCCGGCACGGGACUCCGCCGCCUCGACCCGCGCUCUGCCGGGCUCCGCCGCUCGCCGGCAUGAAGCGCCCGGCGCCGGGCUGCCGCCGCUGAGGAUCCCCGCGGCACGGGACCCGCGCCCCAUGGGGCAGCACCGCGGCCGCUGAGCCCCGCGCCGCCGCCCGCCGCCCCCCACCCCGCGCCGGCCGCCCCGC